UUCCCUCCUGCCGUCCGCUCCGCAGCAGCAGGACGGAGGUAGUUCAGUUUUUUGAAGCCGUGGCAUGAAUGAUCUCAUCUGAACCUGAUCUCCGCUUUCUCUCUGCCGUCGAUCCUAUGACCGAGACGGGAAUAAAAUAACACAAACAACGAGGUGAGUACGUCCGACCACCCGGCGAUUAGUCGACUUAUAAACCAGCUGUAACCAGGUGAUCGUUUGUUGUUUUUUGUAAAGGAACUUAACAGACACAGCCGCGGCGAAAACUCUCUUGUUUUUGGGCUAGAAAAGGAGGAAGGACCUCGGAGGAUGUGUGGGUGGGCACUUUUAGGCUAAUUAGCUUUAGCUAGCAUUCUUUUUUUUUUUGUGUGAUUAAAUGGUAAAAACCUAAAAAAUAAAUAAACCAAACUGAGACGAAUGCCAAGCGUUUUGUACCAUCGCUUUAUUUCCCUCUCCUCGUUUCACUGAACACCUUAGCCCCAGUUAGCUUAGCAUAGCAGCUCGUAAAGCGUAAAUCCAUAGCAUUAGCAUAAGCUAGCCGGCUAGCUGUUAGCUACUAGCGCAAAAUGGCCUCGUUGUCGCUCGCGAUGCUGAAAAAGACAAAGCAUGCGGCAGUCACGGCCAACGGCUCCUUUGACGGCUGUUUUACGGCUCUAAAAGUGGCGGCGGAUAGUGUAAAUAUAAUAUUAUUAAUGGGGGAAAUGUUUAAAAACACAACGCCGCCGUGUUUGUAAGUUGAUUUAUUAAUUUAGUACGUUGAGCUGUGUGAAAGUGGUGUUUUUUUUCCAGUGUGCAGUGUGGGGGAUGGGUCAUGCUAGCAGCCAUUGACGUAAAGUAGGAGCCAUUGACGUAAAGCGAGGCUGCAUUUUGUUUGGUUCCUAGCAUAAUACAAGAGCUCAGUUUAGUAGUGUUUUUACAUACUACUGUAUGUAGUAGCGCUGUUUGACACAUAUGUAUGUGUGUGUAUAUAUAUAUAUAUAUAUAUAUAUAUAUAUAUAUACACAUACAAGACUCCAAUAGUAUAUUUGCACAAUUUCAAAGAGUGAUAUAUAUAUUUUUGUGACACUUGAUUACUCAUUUCCUGAUAUUGGCUAGACAAGUUUUUGAACACCACAUGUGUGUGUCAGCAUCUUCUUGUUAAUUCUUGUCGAAACAGUGACUCAAAUUUGUUACUCAUGUCCUUUUUUAAAUUGGAAUUUAACUGUGGAUGUGUGGGUUUACAUGAUUGAUUGUAUUACAUUGGACAUGACAGUUAAGCAUCUGUAGCAGACAACACAUUUCUUCUAAUAGAUAUGAUUUAAUCAGGUUUAAUACCAAAUAGGGUUUCACACACUUGUAAUUUGCUUUGGUGUUUUUGGUGCAUGAUAAUAAACAAAAUAAAAGAUAGAAAAACAAAUAGCAGGGACAAUAGAAUUAUGUAAAAUACAUUGUUUUUAAAAUGAUAGAUCUGAUACAGUUAAUGCAGGUAUGUGCAGAACUACACAGUCUGAAGUAGAGAGAAUAUGUGCAAUGUAUAUAUGUGACAGAUGUGUAGGCAGCUCAAUAAACAACAAUAAAGUUGAUCAUGUUUAAAAACUGUCAGAGGUUUUUGUUCACGUUCAGGCUGUAGUUCUUUAUGUAAAGAGCUUACUACUGUUAUUAUAGUGCUGUGUUUUGUCCAAGAGGGUGUAAAUGUAGUUGAAAUUCUCAGUUGAUUUAGGAGCAGCACUAUUGGUGUCGGAGGUUUAAUAUAUCUUUAUUAUUCAUCCUUGUACAUUCUGUGAGUUUUUGCAUCAGUUGUACACUUUGUUUGUCUGCUACAGGUGCAACGUCGGAGUGAUCCAGAUUAUUUACGAUUAAAUUAGUAGAUUCAUUGAGAUUUAACCCCAAAAUGCUAAACUAUAGGGUGUUCAAAAACCACAUAUCUACUUGUGAAGAACAACUGUCAUGUCCCAAACUGUUCUUUCCUCACUGUGCAGUGUGUUUUCUCCCAGGUUGUAGGUCUUCCUGGUUGCAUAUCAUUUCCUUUUUUUACACGUUGUUGUUGUUUUUCCUUUAAGGAGGUAGUGCUCUCUAGUGUCUCUUGUUUAACAGGGGCCAGCCACAAAUGCACCACACAAGAAGACAACAUAUGUCCGUAAUUGCUUUCUCACCCUUUUUGUAUUUUAGAUCUUCGGGCACUUUCAUAAAUGACUCUUUUUUUCCUAUUGUCAGGAAAUGUUAUUCCCGUUGCAAGCGAGGACUCAAAGAAAGUAACGGUUCCCAAGCAAUUCAGUGUACCUUAGAUCCUCCUCUUCUCUUCUUGGUAUGGCUUCUAUAAUUCCUCUGAUCAAUCAGGUGAAGACAGUAGCUGUAAUUUAAUCUUGCUUCCUCAUUUGAUGUCAGGUUUUCAUGUGUGAGAAGAAGCGCAGUCACUCCCCCUAUUGAAGGCUGAAGUUUACAAUCGAUCCCCAGUUAGAAAUCACUACUUUGUUUGAUUAUAUGUUGAUUCAAUGUAAAAUUAUAUUUUCGUCAUCCCAGUUCUUGGCUGUAAAAUCUUGCACGGCACUCCUGAGUGUGUUCAUUUUACGAUGGUAUGUAAUUUGCUCAGAUUAUAGGGCCUUAGGUUUGCAUUUAAAGUCAAACAAAUUCUGUUUUAUUGGAGGUGAAUUGUGACAAUAACAGCAGUGUUUCGUGCAUUUAGUGUAAUUUUGGUUUCCAUAGGAAAGUGGGCAGAUUUUUGUAAAAUUGUUAACAACUCUGCUGUUUGCUUUCUUCUCUGUAAACCCUAAUGCUAUGCUUUCACAGUCCAACAUGUGUCAAUACUAUUGCCAUUGUAUCCCUGGUUUAACUUGUUGGGAUUAUUUUUAAAGAAAUGUAUCACAAAUGGACAUUUGAACCAAGUGGACUCAUUCACCCAAACGCCCUGCCAACAGAGACUCAGCCGGACACGCUUUCUCUGUCUGGAAAGUGAAAUGCCACAGGCUGCUGUUCAGAGCUCAGUCUCCUAUUUACCUGCAUCCCGUUUAUUUUGGGGAGUCAGAGGGCCGAUGAUGUUGGCAGGAGUGUUCUUUUGUUCCUGUAAGACAUCUGUGUGCUAAACGGUGUGUAAUAAGGAAGUUGACUCUACUUUUCUUCCCCUCCCUCAGUGAAGAGAAAGUGAAAAUCUUGUUCUGCUAGUUUUUGAAGCUCGGUGUGUGUGUGUGUGUGUGUGUGUGUGUGUGUGUGUGUGUGUGUGUGGAGACCCGGAAACCUGACAUCCCGUGUAAAUAUUAGUGGUUCAUGGUGGUAUAUUGUAUUGUGAUAUUGUAAAUGCUUUUAUUUGUCAUAUUAUCACUUUUACCCCUUAAAAGCACCUUAUUGAUUAGGAUACUUUCUUGAUCACAGGUGGCAGUGGGAAAGAAUUGAAGUUCACUGAUCAUGUAACUUGCGUGCUGUGUUUGUUUUCCUGACAAAGGUCUCUCUAGUCUGUGCUUACUUUGAUGCGGCGUUUGCAUUUAGUUGGUAACCAUGCUAUUUUCGGUGGCUCAGUGGUCUGUUAAAAGUGUGGUUGUUCCGCCCAGCAGGAGUCUUGCUUCAGACUGGCCUAAAAUGGGCAGAAAUGGUGCUGAACAAAAGCUGCUUGUCGCUCGUACAAAAGUACUUGAAGCGUUGCAGCCGGGACCAAGCUGCAUUGCUAUUGCCUGUGCCUCUCAACAGGAAAGAGAGACAACAUGUUCCCGAAGGGCACCAAGCGCAAGUUCUCAGACUCCGGGGAGGAGCCAGUCUCCAGCGGUGACCAGGUCCCGGUGGCCCCAUCCGUGGCGGCUCGGACGCUGACGUCCUCCUACAGCCUGCAGCGGCAGGCGCUGCUCGACAUGUCGCUGAUCAAGCUGCAGCUCUGCCACAUGCUGGUGGAGCCCAACCUGUGCCGCUCAGUGCUCAUCGCCAACACGGUGCGGCAGAUACAGGAGGAGAUGACCCAGGACGGCACCUGGCAGAUCAUGACCCAGGCUCUGGCGGCCGCCCAGUGUCCCACGGACCGCCUGGUGGCCACCGAGGUGCUAUGCCGGCAGACGGACGCGGCAGCUCAGGCCGGGCAGAGCCCAAAGCCCUUCUCCGUGGUGGGUCUGGAGGAAGGCUACCACGCCGAGGAGGUGGUGAUGGAGGGAGACGUGGAGACAGAGGUCACCAUGUCCACUCUGUCGCCCGUCUCCCCCCAGCUGUCCUCUGCGUCGUACCUUGCAGGUCCCUUUGGCAUGGGGCCCUGCUGGGAGGAGGAGGAGGAGGAAGACGGUGAGUGCGAGGAGGACGAAGAGGAGGACAGCGAGGAGUGUGUGUCGGAAGGAGAGGAGGGUGACCGGGACCACCUGAGCGCAGACUCCAGGACAGGGGAGCAGGUUUUUGGGACUUUUGAGAUCAAGCACCCGGUGCCGCCCCCUGACCCUGCGCUCGAGGAACUGUUUUCAGACGUGGACCCAUCCUACUAUGACCUCGACACGGUGCUGACGGGCAUGCAGAGCGCCCCAAAGAUGGGGCCCUACGACCUGCUGGAGAGCCUUUCUUCUCACGGGCCCACGGCCCUCAGCUCCAGCUCGAGCUGCAGGUCAGACCUGAAUGAACUGGACCACAUCAUGGAGAUCAUAGUGGGAUCCUGAAACUCCGAACAUUCCUCUGGCCUGUACUGAUCCCUCAGACUCUUUCCAGACUAUGCACAGUACACAUGUGCAUGUUCUGUAUGUGGUAUUGUUACACGUGGAGAUUGUUGAAGGUUUUGGGGACAAGGUGGGAAAUUAACAGCAAGCCAAGUAGAUGUUGGGACGGGCUGUUAGAGGCGUAGUUAGUCCGCUCUAACGGCCUCUUAGGCAAGUCGGCAGCUGCUGUUGGGGCCUUCAUCUUUUAUUCAAACAAUGUAAUUGGCAGUAAAAGUAGUGAUGGUGAAAUUAAUGAAUUUUGGGAUUCACAAGCCUUGCUGGCCUUUGGGCGAAGCAGUUAGUUUCCUACUUUGUUGAUGAAAUCCAAAACUUGACAAUAUCUGUGAGAGGGCAAAGAUAAUUACCUAUACCAUGAUGCAUUCUUAUUUACGUACUUUCCAUGUUUACGUCUGUCAUACAUUCUGUCAUACUAGCUCCUUCUGGUCGUACUCUCUGCCAUUUUGUCCAUUUCUAUUUAUUGUAACAUGGACUGAGGAACAAUUCAUCACACUACAUGCAUCAGAAACCAGAACAAAUUGUAAAUCCAAAUCUAUGAAUCAAUGCAUAUUUUCCUAAAGAUUUGAGCAAUUAUGAAUGGAAUAUAUGUAUAUGUACGUAUGUGUAUAUAGAAAUAUAUUUUUUUGCAUUAUACAGCUGGGGGGAUUUUGCAAGUAUCAUUUGAUAUUAUUAUUAUUUUUCCCUCCCAAGCGGUUUUUAAGAUUUUAAUGUAGCCAGACUCGAGACAGUGUCUUCCCAUGGUUUGGUAUAACAAGUCGACUGUAACAGGUGUCAGGCCUGGCAUCGUCACACUUUAAAGGCGCUGUUCUUUCAUUUUCUCAAAAGCUUUAUGCAGGGCGGGGGGGGUUACUGCCAACCACCAA
Messenger RNA from Anarrhichthys ocellatus (wolf-eel), 5509 nucleotides. It is a transcript of the gene cdca4, whose product is annotated as cell division cycle associated 4. Gene Ontology annotation, cellular component: nucleus. The record is from RefSeq and is a predicted model, not a curated record. Gene Ontology annotation, molecular function: transcription regulator activity. Bases 3669 to 4592 code for a protein of 307 amino acids. Lineage: Eukaryota; Metazoa; Chordata; Actinopteri; Perciformes; Anarhichadidae. The transcript is spliced from 2 exons.